CGCCUUAUUCCUCGGACAUAUAACUUCGCUGAACUAGGGUUUUUGGCUUUCACGUCCCAUUCUGCUAGUUCGGAACCAGAAGAGCCGGCUCCGUAGCUUCGCCGACAAUGGGUCCCAAGAAAGGUGGCAAAGCUCCUGUUGCGGCCAAAAAGAAGCAGGAGAAGGUGACGAAUCCUUUGUUUGAGAAGCGACCGAAGCAGUUUGGAAUUGGAGGUGCUCUGCCUCCGAAGAGGGACUUGACACGGUUCGUUAAGUUCCCUAAGACUGUUCAGAUUCAGCGGAAGAGGAGAAUUUUGAAACAGAGGUUGAAGGUUCCACCAGCUUUGAACCAGUUCACCAAGACCCUCGACAAGAACUUGGCCACGAGCCUGUUCAAAAUGCUUCUCAAGUAUAGGCCUGAGGACAAAGCAGCAAAAAAGGAGCGGCUCUUGAAGAAGGCCCAGGUUGAAGCAGAAGGGAAGUCGGUUGAGGCUAAGAAGCCCAUUGUUGUGAAAUAUGGUCUUAACCAUGUUACUUACCUUAUUGAGCAGAACAAGGCUCAGUUGGUAGUCAUUGCACAUGACGUGGACCCAAUAGAGUUGGUUGUCUGGCUUCCAGCAUUAUGCAGGAAGAUGGAAAUUCCAUACUGCAUCGUGAAGGGAAAGGCACGCUUGGGAACGAUUGUUCAUAAGAAAACUGCAUCCGUUUUGUGUUUGACCACCGUAAAAAAUGAAGACAAAUUGGAGUUCAGCAAAAUCUUGGAGGCCAUCAAGGCAAACUUCAACGACAAGUAUGAUGAAUACAGGAAGAAGUGGGGCGGCGGGAUCAUGGGAUCUAAAUCACAGGCCAAAACCAAGGCUAAAGAGAGGGUUCUUGCCAAGGAAGCUGCUCAGAGAAUGACCUAGGAGUAUUCGAAAAUGUGUUUCCUUUUGUUUUAGAGUAUUGUCAUUUGAGGCCGAUAUUUGUGUUCAUUUUUGUCUUGCUCCUUUCUGGCACUUCGCAUCAAACUUUUCCUUCCAAAGUGAGAUCACAAUUUUAAAGUUUUGGGCAACUGCUGUUGAA
Molecule: messenger RNA, 1041 nt
Organism: Rhodamnia argentea
Lineage: Eukaryota; Viridiplantae; Streptophyta; Magnoliopsida; Myrtales; Myrtaceae
Product: 60S ribosomal protein L7a-2
Exons: 7
Coding region: 108-884 (258 amino acids)
Biological process (GO): ribosome biogenesis
Cellular component (GO): ribonucleoprotein complex
Source: RefSeq, a predicted model, not a curated record